GGAGGUGCCGGCGAGGAGGGGCGAAGGGGCGUUGACAGCCUAGCCAGCACCCGGCGGGGCCGCAGGGGGUUUUCCAAGCCCCCUGCCUGGCUCCCUGCUUUCCUGCUGCCGCGGGCGCUGCGGCUCGGGGCUCGGCCGGGGGGAGAACAGGCGGCGGCUCUGGGGGCGCGGCCGGGGGUCGCAGCCGGUGCGGGCGCGGAGCGCGGCAGCCUCCCCCGGGGUCACGGGGGAGAGACCGGCGGCUCUGCCCUGCCGCUGCCUGGAGCCUGCGGCUUAAAUACAGGCUGCAUUUUGUCAACAGCUCAUUCUGGCCGGCAGGUUGGUUGGUGCAACGACUGAACAGCGGGUACCUAGUGUGACUGCCCAUUUCUGCAUUUGGCUCUCCCAUACUGAAGGCUAAGGACCGAGCCUGUCACAGGCUCCUGCAGCUGGGCUUCUGCCAACCCAACAGUGCAAAUGUCCAUGUCUUUCCUGUGCUGAGGGCUCCAGAGCUGGACACUGGACUCCAGAUCUGACUAGCUUGUUGGAAGAUGACAUUUAUUCCUGCCUGAAGCUGCUGUUCUGAAAACAACAGUUGAAGAAUGUGGAAGAAUUCAAGCCUCCGCUGCCUUUUAGUACUAGCUAUUUUAUGUUUAAGCUUAAUAUAUAGCCAAGAGAUAGGUUCUCUGGGGCACUUUCAGAAUUUAAAAUGCAUAACGCACAAUUUACGUAAAAUGAUCUGUACUUGGGAUGUCUCGUCUAAAGGAAGACAUGGACAAACUGACUUCUGCUACACUACCAAUGACCUUCCGCCUUCAGUGUGUUUUAAAACUAAGGAGAAAAGGGUUGAGAUUCCAGUCCCAGAGAGCUCCACCACGGUGACAAUAACCACGAACAGCAUUUCUGGAACUGCUUUGACUGCCAAAGAAUUUGAAAUUCAGAAGAAGGACAUCUCAUUUGUUCCUCUCACUCCACGCAUUCUUAGUUUAACACCUGACUUUUCAACUUCCACGUUAAAUCUGAAGUGGAGUGAUAAUGGAUCAGUCUUCCCGUAUGGACUGGAUGCCUUUUGGCAGAUUCAGAUACUCCGUAAAGAAGCAAUGGAAAAAGUCACACAAGUAACUUACUAUUCAAAACUGACUCAUGAAGACAUCAUUCUUUCUUGGAACUGGACAUCAGAUAUGCCUUUGGAGUGUACAUCGCAUUAUGUGAAGAUUCGCUGCUAUAUUAAUAUAACACAGUUUGUUGGCCCCAAAGAUUGGAGUGAUUGGAGCCCCGUAGCAGAGGUGCCUGGAAAAGAUACUGAGCCCCAUGGGAGUGGAGUGUUUCCUGAGGACACUGUGGUGGCAGUAGGUUCAGAUGUGACAAUUUGUUGUGUCCAUGAAGAAGGACAGCAGAUACAACGGAUGACUUAUGGACCAGAAAUAUACCCAAUGAUACAUCUGAGCAGUCGGAGCAGUGCAAUCAGAGUACUAAAUGCCAGUGCUUCAGAUACCAGUGGGACAAAUGUAGUGUGCAUACUGUCUGGAGAUGAGAUGGAUGGAACUGUCUUGUUUGUAGGAUAUGCCCCUGAUAUUCCCCAAAACCUCAGCUGUGAAACAUCCAACUUCCUGAUAAUAAAAUGCACCUGGAAACCAGGCAGACCCAGUGGACUAUAUGGAAAACGAAGAACAAAAUACAGUUUAUUUGAAAGAAUAUCUGGUAAAAAUGUUUCAUGCGAAGUCAAUGAAAUGAACAAAGAGCGUGUCUGUGGCUUUCCAGUACUGGCUGAUCAAAAAACCUACGAUUUCAUAUUAGGCGUCUCCAAUCCUAUCGGGCAAACAGAGUCAUCACUCAUGGUUGAUCUAACUCGAAGAGUUCAUCCAAAAACUCCAGAAAAGUUAACUGUUUUUGGGAACAGCUCUACAAGCAUCCGUCUGCAUUGGUUUAUAAAUGGCAGCUUUGCUGAGAUCAGGCUUCUGUGUCAAAUUGAAAUUAGCAGUGGUCACUCUGAGCGAAAACUGCACAAUGUCUCUAUGCCUGGUGGAAAGUUUUCGGUUUACACAGCUCAGCUGAACACAUUGCACCCAUAUACCAAAUACCAGUUCAGGGUGCGCUGUGCAGCUGCUGACCACUUCUGGAGGUGGAGUGACUGGAGCAGGGUAGAGGAACACACAACACUGGAAGCCCCUCCUGCAAGAGGACCAGAUAUCUGGAGAGAGAGAAGUCCUUCUGGAAAAAGUCUGAAAAUCUUCUGGAAGCCCUUAUCCCUUUCUGAAGCCAAUGGAAAAAUAGUGUCUCAUGAAGUGUCCUGCUACCUGCUGGAGUCGCCACUGGAGUAUAAAGAAGUCACUGAACCCUCAAACAGUACGGAGAUAAAACUUGGAAAAAAUGACUGCAUAAUUAGUGUUGUGGCCAAAAACCAUGCAGGCUCAUCUCCUCCUUCAAGGAUAACAAGCAUGGAACUUCCAAGUGACAAUGUCAAAACAGAUCGGGCCGUAGCAAUGGGGAAUGGAAUUUUUAUUUCUUGGAAUUCUUACCCCAAUGUGACCUGUGGCUACGUAGUAAAAUGGUGUCAUUCAUCUGGGUCUGAACCCUGUAGUGUGGACUGGCAGAAAUUUCCUUCAAAUACAACAGAUGCAGUGAUAAAGUCUGCUCUGUUUAGACCUGGCGUGAGAUACAACUUUUCACUAUACGGCUGCAAAUCCAGUGGAUAUCAGUUAUUAAAAAACAUAACUGGGUAUACAAAAGAGCUGCCUCCAAAACGUGCACCAAAUUUUACUGUAGAAGAAACUUCUUCAGAUUCUAUAUUGGUAAAAUGGGAAGACAUUCCUAUUGAAGAUUGCCAGGGAUUUUUAGAGGGAUAUCGUCUUUCCUUUGCAAAAGGUGAAAAAGAUGCUUUAAAGCCUAGGCUUUCGGAAUCAGGAAAUCCGGAACUUAAAGUUAAGAAUAUCACUGACUUAACAAAGAAGUCUUUGAAAAUACUUGAUCUUCAAGGCAAAACAAGUUACCAGCUGGACCUACAAGCCUAUACUGCUGGUGGGUUGAGCCCUCCAAACAGCCUCUAUGUGGUGACAAAGGAGGACUCUGUAGGGUUAAUCAUUGCAAUUCUCAUUCCUGUGGCAGUGGUUGUGCUGCUUGGAGUGGUGGCCAGCAUCUUCUGCUACCGAAAGAGGGAAUGGAUUAAAGAAACAUUUUAUCCGGAGAUCCCGAAUCCUGAGAACAGUAAGGCACUGCAGUUUCAGAAGAACAUCUGUGAGGGGAACAAGACACUUAAAACACUGGAAAUGAACCCCUGCACCCCCAAUAGUGUUGAAGUGGUGGAAACACGGUCUGCAGCUCCCAAGAUUGAAGACACAGAAAUUAUGUCCCCAGCAGCAGACACUACUGCACCUGAAGAUGGCUGUGACUCAGAAACGGAGAAUCAUGUGGUUGUGUCCUACUGCCCCCCUAUCAUUGAAGAGGAAAUCUCAAAUCACCCUAUGGAUGAACCUGUGGUGUCAUCUCAGGUGGUUUACAUUGACAUCCAGUCAAUGUAUCAGCCUCAAAUUAAACCAGAGGAAGAGCCAGAAAUAGACUUAGUAACUACAGCAGGCUAUAAGCCACAAAUGCAGCUGCCUAUCAGUGUUCUGAAAAUAGAGAGUUGCUCGUCUGCAGAGGAAGAAUUGGACAAAACUGCAGGCUACAGACCUCAAGCAAACACAAAUGCCUGGAACAUGGACACUCCAGACUCUCCUGGAUCAGUUGAAAGCAACAAUGAAAACGCAUCUUUUGGGAGCCCAUGCUCCAUUAAUUCCCGACAGUUUCUGCUUCCUCCAAAAGAUGAUGAAGACUCUCCCAAACCCAGUAACAUAGGGUGGUCUUUCACACACUUUUUUCAGAACAAACCAAAUGAUUAACAGUGGUUCCUCAUUGCACCUGAACCUGCCUUCAAAAUAAGCUCUUAUUCCCUAUGAUGUAAAGAAAGGAGGAAAGAAAGCGCAAAAGGCAUGAAUUAUUCUUGGAGACCGUCAGCACAGGUUCUAGUGAGCUGAAUGUUAUGUUUAAGUUAGUGAAAGUGUUAAUGUUCCAUUUUAAUAGAAGCUGAGAGGCCAAAGUUAUAGCAAUUUAGUUAUUACUCAAGUAAAAUAUACUGAAUAUAAGGAGUAUUGAGUUUAGAGCUCCUGAUAAUCAUAGUUAAAGAAUGCUGCCUACCUUCACAUAGUGCUCCAAGAUUAAUAUGGUCUUAUGCAACUUAUAACUGGGAAAGAUUGCCUCGCUUUGUAGUAGUUGUUCUCAACCAUGCAUACUCAAAUGAUACAGCUCCAACAGAUUUCCUUACUGAAGGUGUCAUUUAUCACAAACCUUAGCCUAACACAUGGAAAUGAUGUGGUUGAAAACUGUUGAGAUCUUUUACUUAGGUAUAAUAUAAGAACAGAUGAGAGUGCUAUUUUUUUUCUUCUCCCGUACAGAAGGGUAUUGUCACAGUUUAACAUUUCUGAAGCAACAGCCAUUCAAAUCUGUUGCUUUUAAACUAGAUACUAGUUUCUGUACCUACUGUACAAUGUUUAUUCAAUGUUUGACUCAGGGGUACAAACUUGGGGAAAAAAAGUGUAACACUGAUUUAAACCUCAACAAGAACUGCAUGAAGUUUAAAACUUUUCUUUAAAAAAACAAAACAAAACAAAAAAAACAACAAACAAGCCUUAGAAUGCUCUAUAUUUUUUUCUGUUCUUUGGUUAAGGACUUAAUCUUUCCUAACGUAUUGCACUAAUGCAUUUUGUAUUUCAUAGCUUCAGCUCCAGACCUUCUUCAAAGUGGUACAGCACUCCAUUCGCCCCCAGUUUUCAGCAGUCUUUGCACUAUGCAGUAAUGUAAGCCAUGGGGAAAUCUCUAUCUACUAACAUUAGCUGUCCAAGCAGUUUGGCAUGUAAAAUUAGAAGCAGUAGUACUAGCUCCUUGAGAACAAAUUGCUCUUUGGAUAGUCUUUAUUGUAUAAGCUUUGCCACUUGCUGCCUGACUGUUCUCAGUGUCUAUCCAACAGGACCUUCUCUACAAAUCCUAAUGGGGAGUUCAGGGUGGGACUUCUCUAGUGGCAGGAGAAAUCCAAGGAGGCUUUAGUGCCACUAAUUCUACCUCUCCUUUACCAGAUGUGAUGCAAAGAAGCUUAAAUGAUGUACGUCUGUAUGCUUAAAGAAGUGUUCAGAACAAUCAUCUUUGAAAAUGCUUGUAUUCACAUAUGCGUCUCCAGGCAGCUGUAAUUGUAACAUUUCACUGUGUAAACUUCAGACUGUGGCACACAUGAAUUUCACUAGCGUACAGGAGAAAGUGCUUUCUACCUUACCUGUUCCUUAACAUAAAACACAGUGAUGAGAGGUUAAAUGGUAAAAAGCUUGAUCAAAAAGGGUCUCCAUAAAGUCCUAACCAAAUUUUUUUUUUCAGAUUUCAAUUUCCCUAGCUACUUUGUGGUUUGUUGAAUAAAUAAGAUGGGGGAAUGGUUUUUUAAACAAGAUCCCGAAAUGGAUAAGGAGGCUGAAUUGGCUAAACUGCUGGUUGUAGAGAUGAGAGAGCAGGCUAGGAAGAUGGCUAGUUUGGCAGACGUUUGGUCUCCAAACCAUAUGAUCUGGCCAUCAAAAUAAAGCCAACCAUAAGGUUAAACCUAAUUGCAGCAAUGGAUGAUGCAGUUUCAGAUGGUGGUAUGUCUCUACCAUCUGUGUAGAAUGAAAAUACAGAGGAAUUUCAAAACUGACAAAAAGGCAAACCACUAAGUAGCAUCCAAAUCAUCAUCAGUAACAACUAACAGUGUGUGACUCCUGGAAGCAUGAAAUGUGAAGAAAGUAAAACCAUACCUGUCUGCAGACCUGACAGACUGCAAGGUGUGUCUGAAAGAUGAGAAAAAUGCAGAUAGAGUUCUGCUUUUGAGGUUGAAUCUUGGAAUUAGCAGAGCUGUGAGUGAAAAGACAGACAGGCAGUGCAAAGAGCUGAUGUCCAUCUGUCACCAGACAUCACCGCAAGAGAAAGUUUCAUGCCUAAGCUAUUACUGCCUCUUAUUGAGAACACUAUGUAUAGAUAAAAGGAAGCAUUUCUGCCCUUUGUGCUCAAUAGCUGGGAGGUGGCUAUAUCCUGAUAGUAACAACCCUUUCUUACAAUAACUUUUAGAGCAGAUUUCUUUUCACUAGUGCAGAUUUGGCUUAAUGUGUUUAUCUCCUAAGAUGAAUUUUAGAUUGUGCUGUCAUAUGCUUUUAAUUGAAAGCAGAAGAUGUCAAGGACCGAAUGUAUGGGUAGUGGUUAGUGUUUUUAAUGGAGCAGAUUCUCAAUGUAGAGUUGCAAUCAAUAUUGUAUGGUGAUCCAAACAAACAAAAAAAACCCUCUGUAGUGGAACCGUUGAUCAUGAAGAAUAACUGUGCUUUCAGAUGGCUGUGUAUUGCAAGAAACAAAACCAAACUGAAGUUUGAGAGUAUUAACAAUUUUCAAUUUGGCAGACUGGAAUCCAGGGCAGCUGCAGAGAACACGUAGAACUCACAGGCAGCAGCCUAACACCCUUCACAGGGGUUCCAUGAUGAAUCAAACACAACCAUCACAUACUCAGGUUUUCCUUUGUGCUGCUCUUCCUAUUCAGUAAAGGCAACAGCAUUUUAAAUUGCUUCAUUUCUUAGUGAUUAGGUAGGGGAAAGGUCUACAAAUAUAGGGAGUGCCUCAGUGUUAGUAAAGCAUUCUCAUCUAAUUUUCCAUCACUUUUAAAAAAAAAAAAAAAAAAAACAACUUUGACUAUAUGUUUUGACUGGUGUUCUGACUUCCAGGAUGUAGGGCAGAAGAGUCCUGUUAAUAGCAGUGGUUUACCAUACACAUCAUUUUGUAUCCACAGCAGAAGAGUGAAGCAAAUGGAGUAGAGGCACAGACUUGUGCAUCGUAUGUAGCAUCGCUUACUGUUGCUUAAUGCUUAUGAAUGACUAAGUAGUUUUCAUUCCAGCACUUGAAAGCUCAGCUGUUUCACCUCUGUGGUUUCCUUUGAGCCUAUUCAAUGCUGACAGUGAGGACUCCUUUCAAAUGCCUAUCUCAGAUCUUCAGCAGUGAAUCCAAAUACCAGAUGGGUAGUGAGAGGUUGUGUGCUAAUUCAGUGAUCAAGCAAAAAAACCCCUAGGUGCAUGGAGCAGUAAGGAUGACUGACAAGGACUGUCAGGGAAUGGACUUGAUUUCUGAGCCCAAGUGCUAUGCUAAAAAAGUGAAACGUCUUUAGGAAUACCUUCAUACCAAAUUCACUUUUGAAGCACGAUGCUGUUUAGCCUCUAAAUGCAUUGAUAACAAUUGCAAGAGCAAAACCUUGGGUUUCAGAGGGAAUCAGACUCGUUCUGCUAGUGCCUUUGAGCUUCCUGGUGAGCCUCUUCAGUCAAAUUGUUUCUAAAAAAUUUUAAAUUGAUUUUAAAAUAUUUUUUUUUAAAUAAAAUAAAUUAAAAAAAUAAAACUAACUUCUCGAAGGAGUAUGACCAGAAGGGGUUGUGUCCAAAACACUCUUACUCCUAACUCAGUACUUCUAUCCUCCAGUUGGAUUAGUGCCUAGAGAUGUAGGGUGUUAAUACUAAGCAAUUUCUUUCUGAAGCAAAUUAUCGGUGCUGCUACUUUUUAAUUUUGAGCCAUGCCUGUCAUAUGUGACAAUUGGGGAUUUGUGAUGGGUUUUUGUACUGUUCACUGUACGCAUGGAAUAUAGUCAUGUUUGAUGGAACAUCGUGCACUCUCCUGUUUGACACAUUCAUUAUUUUUUGUUGUUCUGACAUGCAGGGGGAUCUGGGACCUUGGUUUUCUGUGUUAAAUUUUGGGAUGGUAGACCUGCAUGUGAUAUACCUCACAGAACUACUAGUUACAUAUAUCAACAAAAUAGUAAGCUAAUACUACAAGCAGGCAGUGAAUUACCUGCCCUGCUAUGCAGUGCCUGCGUAGACAGACUUAGGACCCAAGGACUGACACCUGCUGUGGUAGCUGUCUUUGUUAUCUGUAGUUGCUGUUACCAUGGGUAAACCAUUUCCAAAGGGAACCAGUAGCCAAGUUGUCUGUCACGGCACAAUUGGCAGAUGCGCCGUGUUUCUUUGUCUUUGGUUUAUGUGGGGGACCAGAGCUUUCUUCUGCUGGGAACAUGGCAGCUUCUGCUGACCUCGAGUUCUAGGCUGCUCUGAAGAGGCACGUUUUUUGGGUUUUUUUUUUAAUAUGUUCAGUGGGUAAAGCUUAGGGCUGUGGUGUUUCCUGUGAUCUUGUCCUUCAGGACAUGAACAUGAAUAGUAGUGAAAAAGAAGGUAAUUGUAUGCAUUGAAGGGGGAAGGUGUUUAGACAUCACUCUGAAAAGGAAAUGAGAAAGUAAAUAGAAUAUUUGUAUACCUGCAAGUAGAUACCUGCAAGGGAAAAUACAUAGGAAAAACGUAACACUUAAAGAAUUGGAUUGCUAACAAGCCUCCAUGUACUGUAAAUCUAUCAAGAGCUUUCCAUGUAAAAGCAUCCUGUUCCACCACAGACUUUGAAGACGACUUCAGUGCAAAUGGCAUUAAUCUUUUUAACACUAGGAGAAGUCCUAACCUGUUAUGCACAUAUGUGCUUACACAUUAUGUACCUAGGUGCAUAUUGCAGAGGAAGUUGGCCUGCCAUUCCCAAAACGAUUUUUUUCGAAGCCUUGUACUUGAAUAUAUCCCUUUUGAGAUGCAGUUUUCAUCGAGAGGAAACAGCUGCCAUCUGUGCUUCUCCCAACACAGCACAUAGAGUUUGUGCCGCUGUGCGUGAAGUGGUGCCUUGUGUGGCUGAUGCUCAGAGAUGCUGUCAACAGUUCACAAGAUCUGUGGUUGGCUUUUUCUUUGCCUUUUCCUUAGCAAACCUGGAAACAGUCCCAGACCAUAAAUGGCAGACAUGGAUUCAGAAAUGCCAGAGUUUCUAAAUUCUGAUUUCCUCAUGCUUAUGCCUGUCUUAAAUUUUUAAAUAUUUCCUUAGAAACUGGAAAACAGUUUCUUCUGUAACAAUUUUCUUUCCUCUCCUCCUGCGUUUAUAUAACUUUGGAUUUUCCCCAGUGUUUCUAAGAUAGCCAGUAUUUGUUUCCUUUUUGCGUGUUAGGCAAACAAACUUUAGAUGAUAUUGGCAGGGGUUUCUGUAACUUCUUAAGUUGUCCCAGGGUGCAUAACAAUACUUUUUCCCCACAAAAAUGUCUAUUAAUUCCUUCUGGUUUUACAACAAAAAAGUCUGCAGAGAGCUAUUGUAUUUCAGAAGGCAGAGGCUCAGCAUCCCAGUGCAGGUGAGCGGGUCUAAUGGCAGGAUGCUGCAGGAGAGGACGGGGCUAAUCCUUCUCCAGUCUCACCGUCUCCUUGUUACAGUGCUGCCCAAGUGACUUAAUGGGGCAGCAGAGCAGAUGGCAUCCCUAGUUGUGACACCCAGUGUGAUAUCCAGCAGAACUAGGUGGCUUUUUGGACGAUCCCAAAUCUGCAUUUCAACUGUUGUUACAUGAAAGGAAGCUUCAUGCACAACUUACGCAAGAAGGUUCAGUACCUUCGCAACUCAUUUGUUCUCAUGUUGUGCAAAAUGUAAUAACUAAAACUUAGCCAUGGACAAAAGAAAACAUGAGAUCAUUUUCAUUAUUUGGGCUGAGAAAAAGUCAAAAAUGAAAUAGCUUAAGCAGGGCAAAAUAAAAUAUAAACUGGUAAGGUCUUGCACAUUUUAGUAGUAAUACAAAAAAAAAUCCUGCAACGUUGUUUUGUCAAUGUUUCCUUAAUGUGAUUCCAGAGUGGCUUGGGAUGAACAACAUUUUGUGCUUCAUAUUGUUUCUGAAACGUUUUUAAAGAUGGGGAUAGCAAAAAAAAUAACUGAACUGACUUGUGUCUGAAAUCCUACCCGAAGGUAACAGUAAUUUGAGCUUUGAUCCUGUUGUGGCCCACAAAAUAGCAGAGCUGGUGGAGUCCUACAGGUCACUGAAAAAAAAGUGUGUUGUACUAUAAUGCUGUAACUUAAAAUAUAUACUGUGAACAAGUCCAAUGUUUUUUUAGCUCUUUUUAUACCAUACUUUUUACAGCGUAAAUAAUUUGUUUAGAGAUGUUUUAUGUUCUGUUUUCACAAAGAUUUUUAUGGAUUUUUGUUUAACACUAGUGAAAGUAUUGUUUGCCAAUUUGAAAUAGUUAUCUAUAGAAAUUAAUGCUGAGAAUAAAUCAAUAAAUCAAGCUGACAAAAUAGUCUUCCUAACACACUAAAUUUAAUCAAUCAUUUAACAUAUUUCUGUUGCUGAAUGAUACUGAAGUUUUCCAGCUUCCAAAUCUGCCACUGAAAAAAUAUUUCUAUCACAGUUUAAGCAAAAUCAUCACAAGGCACUUUAGUUAAGUUGUAGUACACCAGUAAAGUACUGAUUCAGCAAAGUCUAUCAACAUAAAAAUUUUUGAGCUAAUCAAUUAAACAAAUGCAUGCUUGAAAAAGGAAGCGUGGGAUCAUGUUGGGGAUAUAAUAUUCCAGUGUGGUAGAUGACAUUUAAGACUAACCUAACACUAAAUAACAAAUUUGCAUACAUUUUAAACCUAGUUUGCUUGGCUGUUGAAAGUCCUGUUGUAUUGCUUGAAUGUCUAAAAAUACGCAUGUAUUUAACAAUUUUACGAUAGUAUUGCCAUGGAAUUUAAUAAAUAUAUUUUCUUACACUCUUA
Columba livia (rock pigeon) is the source of this 10589-nucleotide messenger RNA. RefSeq names its product LIF receptor subunit alpha. NCBI's taxonomy places the organism in Eukaryota, Metazoa, Chordata, Aves, Columbiformes, Columbidae. Gene Ontology annotation, molecular function: ciliary neurotrophic factor receptor binding; oncostatin-M receptor activity; cytokine binding. Gene Ontology annotation, biological process: cytokine-mediated signaling pathway; positive regulation of cell population proliferation. The transcript is spliced from 22 exons. The record is from RefSeq and is a predicted model, not a curated record. Bases 582 to 3857 code for a protein of 1091 amino acids. Gene Ontology annotation, cellular component: membrane; signaling receptor complex; external side of plasma membrane.